Molecule: messenger RNA, 516 nt
Organism: Adineta ricciae
Lineage: Eukaryota; Metazoa; Rotifera; Eurotatoria; Adinetida; Adinetidae
Source: the annotation of a GenBank genome assembly
AUGGGUAAGAAGAUCAAGGGUAUCUUGAUUGACGCAAUAUCACUUUGCAAAGGCAUUGAAGGUACAUUUCGUCGAUACGAGCAAAAUGCUAUACCAAUGGGUUUCGUAGCACCUGGGCAAAGACUAGAUCAGCUCGAUCCAUCGUUUAUGUACACACAAUUCUUCAAAGAGAUACUGUUAAUCACCGAUUUCGAAAACAAAUAUAUUGUAGAGUUCGUCAAGUCUUGUCCUGGACUAUUAAAUCUUGACGAUAAACGAUUGAAUGAUGUUGUACAACUCGUGCGCAACUAUCGUGAAAAGAAACCGAUUUGGUGGUAUACACGAGAAGCAAUAGAGCUCUUCGAAAAAACACUCGAGUAUCAUGAGAAGGCUCGUCCAAUUCUACAACAGUCACUUCUUGGAAAUCAUCCCCAUCUGGCAUUAUCCUACAGCAGCGUCAGUGGCGUAUAUUUUGAUAUGAGAGAUUAUUCAAAAGCUUACUUAUUUUUUGAAUAUAGUAUAGAAAUUGCUAAAUAG